Anneissia japonica is the source of this 1639-nucleotide messenger RNA. Its product is annotated as actin-85C-like. The transcript is spliced from 5 exons. NCBI's taxonomy places the organism in Eukaryota, Metazoa, Echinodermata, Crinoidea, Comatulida, Comatulidae. Bases 367 to 1491 code for a protein of 374 amino acids. The record is from RefSeq and is a predicted model, not a curated record.
UCAAUGCCAUUGGUAAUUGGUACAGUGGCUGAAUAGUAGCAAAUGAUUUUAUAAACAUAUCAGGCCUUAAAAACACUCUCUCAAGGCGAGCAUUGUGGUAUCUUAGCAACAAUAUCUAAGACACGGUGCUAAGCAACAGAAAGGUCUGAGUAGCUUAUUAUAUCUCUAUGGUAGCAACAAGAAAAUUGUGCGGACUUGUGUUUCCUGGAUGGAAACAAUGUUAGCGCGUGCGCGCGUACGUACGUUCGAAAGUUGUUAUCUAUAGAAUUUCCAUAACAACUUUAAUAAAUGAAGCACAGUCAACAGGCAGCAGUAAGGUCUACAUAAUCAAUAAAACUUAUAUUUUUGGGUUAAAAAAUAAUCAGUAUGUGUGACAGUGAUUCAGCAGCAAUUGUUAUUGACAAUGGGAGUGGGAUGAUUAAAGCAGGUUUUGCUGGUGACGAUACCCCUAGAUCAGUUUUCCCGGCAGUCGUAGGUCGGCCUCGACAUCGCAGCGUUAUGAUCGGAGUAGGUACCAAAGAUGCGUACGUAGGCGAUGAAGCUCAAAGUAAAAGGGGCAUGCUUACGAUGAAGUAUCCGCUCGAGCAUGGGAUCGUGACAAACUGGGAUGACAUGGAGCGUGUAUGGAAACACGUAUUUGACAAUGAACUACGAGUUGCACCUGAGGAGCAUUCGGUGUUACUGACUGAAGCACCUUUAAAUCCAAAAGCGAAUCGUGAAAAAAUGACGCAGAUAAUGUUCGAAACAUUUAACACGCCGAAUAUGUAUGUGGGAAUCCAGGCAGUUUUGGCUUUGUACGCGUCUGGGCGAACGACUGGAAUCGUGCUUGACUCGGGCGACGGUGUUUCACAUACGGUACCCAUCUACGAGGGCUACGCCUUACCCCACGCAAUCAUGAGACUAGACCUUGCUGGCAGGGACCUCACUGAAUACAUGAUGAAGCUCUUGACAGAGAGAGGGUAUUCCUUUACAACAACAGCUGAGAGGGAGAUAGUGAAGGAUAUUAAAGAAAAGCUUUGCUACGUUGCACGGGAUUUUGAUUCCGAGAUGAAUGUUUCCGUUAGCAGUAUUGAAAAAACGUACGAAUUGCCUGACGGACAAGUGAUAACUGUCGGUAACGAACGGUUCAGGUGUCCGGAAGCAUUCUUUGAACCGUCAUUACUCGGGUUAGAAGCAGUCGGGCUUCACCAAACGGCCUACAACUCUAUCAUGAAGUGCGACAUCGAUAUCCGUAAAGACCUCUACGCUAACACAUGUCAAUCUGGAGGAAGCUCGAUGUUUGAAGGAUUUCCAGAACGAAUGGAGAAAGAGCUCACGAAACUGGCACCAAGCACGAUGAAAGUAAAGAUCAUCGCCCCACCUGAGCGCAAGUUUUCCGUCUGGAUCGGCGGAUCUAUCUUGUCGUCACUGUCGUCAUUUGAUACAAUGUGGAUCACGAAAGGUGAAUACGAUGAAACGGGUCCCAGUGUUGUGCACAGAAAAUGCUUCUAAAAAUGUUAAUACAGUGUCUUAUGAAUAUGUAAAUUCUCUUUGGAAAAGAUAACCUUGAAAGCAACAAUAUUUUUCCUUAAAGUUUACAUAAAUUAUGACUGCAAAUUCUCUUUAUAAUAAGCUACUGUAUAAACAUAAAUAUAAUAAA